Phymastichus coffea is the source of this 6048-nucleotide messenger RNA. RefSeq names its product DAZ-associated protein 2-like. Lineage: Eukaryota; Metazoa; Arthropoda; Insecta; Hymenoptera; Eulophidae. The record is from RefSeq and is a predicted model, not a curated record. The coding region runs from base 2077 to 2610 and encodes 177 amino acids. The transcript is spliced from 5 exons.
UCGGCUUGUUACAAGUAUAAUACUGUCGUUAGCUCGAUUAAUUAUCACAUAAUUACCUAUAGCAUCGAGUGCUUCUUCAUAGCGAGUGGAAUGAACAUAAGAUCAAACUGAGACCGAGUCGCGUUCACCUCGACGAUUCUCAUUUCCGUUUUUUUUUAUUCUUGUUUUGUCCUUUUUUACAUAUUUGGCAUCACAGUAUAGUUUUUAAGCUUUACUUUUCAGUCUCUAUAAAAACAGAGCUGUAUUACCUAGACGUUAAUCUCAAUAAUGACGGAUACGAAUGUAAUUUUUUAACGAACAUGUGCCAUAGUAUAAGCUUUUCGAAAUGUUUAUUAAACUGUAAUAUGCUUUCGACAAGCCGUGCAAGCUACGUAGGAAAUUCAUUUCGGUAAAUGCAUUUCAGCGAAUCAGUUAUAGGUCUAUCUUUUGUAAGGGGUAUUGAUAAAAUGCGGUCAUCUCUUACAAAGCUGAAUUUUCAAACGAGGUCACAUCGGCACGUUGUACGUGACUGCGAUCAAUAUAUUUUCUGCAGCUUUUCCAGUGAUCAAGUUGUACAUUUCAGUAUUUGACGUGAUUGUACAAAGCAGUCAAAUUACAAUUGUACUAUACAACGUAAAAAAUGACGAAAAGAAAAAUGAAUUAGAAUACAUUAAAAUGGAGAUAUAUAAAAUAAGAUGACAAACUACGCUCUGUGCAAUAUUAUAAUACUUGAUAUUGCGAAUUUGGAUAAUAUUCUGUUUUAUUUAUUGCAAUUGAGAAAACUGAAAAUAUGCGAUAUACUGCAAUCGACUAACAAUUCCAACUGUGCAAAAUUGCGUGUAGAGCGAUGGACGAUAUCGAAAGACACUGCCCAAGCUCCGAGUAUAAAGAGUUAAAUGUAAUUUUGCACGUGAAUCUUGGAAGACUAGAAAGUGUAACAACUAACACGCCAGUGUUAUACAAAGAGGCGUGAGAAUCGCUGAUGGUGAUCAGGCGUGGCUGUACGCAAAUCAAACUGAAUAUAUUAGAAUGCGUAGGCGCGAGCUGCAACAAUUGGCCAACGAAAUAUAAGGAAAGGAAGCUGCGAACAGAAGCGAGUGCGCCUGGCACUGGUCGCGUCUACGUGCUUGCUCGCGCAUCGGUUUGCACGCCUGCAUCCCCGAUCUUGAGUGACGUGUACUUACGUAUACGACAGCCUAGGGAUGUGCGCAGUAAACGACAACGCUCGAUAAAGCGCAAGGACCAGCAACCGCAGAGCCCACGACAAAGUGCCGAGAGAAGGCCGUUUUUGACCGUCAGCCUGACGUUGCUGAAAACUACCCAACAGCUCGCUGUGCUCUCGCGUUCGCACGGACUUUCCGUAGCUGAGAAGCGCCGAAGAGGCAAUGCACCCACAUCGCUUUACGCCGAAAAGAAACUGAAGCCAAUUGCCAGCUGUCAAGCAUCCGCUGUGCCAUCAACGAAAUGGCAAACAUUAGAAAAGAGCAAAAGUACAGCAAGUGCACGAGGGGUGAACAAGGUUGAACUGGGGGUUGAAUGACGAACACUGACGAGAGAAUACGCAGGCGCCUGACAGCUUGCUGCUCGCUGCUGCUUGGGAGUGCACUCGGCGUGAGGCCUGGCGGAGGGGGUAGAAGGGAACGAACGAGAGAGAGAGAGAGAGCGAAUACAUCUCCAAAGCACUAGUGUAGUAUCAGUCCGGCAAGUGUCGCUGAGCUUCGUUUCAGCUAGUCCACUUGUUUUGCACGGAGAGUGCAGCUCGAAAGUUACAUCGUUUGUAAAAGUAAUCGCGCGGAGCUCGAGCAACGCUGUUACUAUCGUUAAACUGUUCCGUUUGAUGUGCGCGACGAGUACCGCAGCCGCCAGCGUCAUCGCGAGCAACCAGUAACAAACAUUAGCUGUUUCGCGCGCGCGCUAGCUCCUUCCUUCUCUCUCGGCUCUCCCUCGCCGUCGCGCUCUCGCUUUUGUCUGCCUCUCGCAGCAGCAGCCAGCAGCGAGGACAGCCUCGAGCCGCGCAGUUUUGUCGAAGCGUGUUCGCGAAUCGUGAACGCUAUCUUUCUUCUUGACGCGAGUGAAUCCCAAGUUGUGUAAGCAAUAAUGACCGACAAAAAAGCGUAUCCAGUGGCUCCGCAUCCGCCCACGGGCUUCGUGCCAGCCCAGGCGCAGCCGGCCGCAUACGGAGUUCCGGGCGCCUCGCCUUACGGGGUGUUCCCCAACCAGCCGCAGCUGUACGCCGCGCAGGGUCCACCGCCACCCACCUAUGACCAGAGCCUCACGCACCCCAUGAUGUACCAACCGAUGUACGGCCAAGGUUACCCCGGCGGAUACUUGGCUGGUUACCCCGCCGCCUAUGGGCCGCUGCAGUAUUAUCCUCCGUUAGCUGCAGCCGCGGCCUACUACCCCACGGCUAUGCAGCCCGCUCCGGUCAGGCCGACCAUCAUGGUGUCCCAGAACGGCUUCGACGGGGCCAGAUUCGACGGGAUAUCGCAGCCCGUUUUGCCGCCGCCGCCUCCUGGCGUAGCUACCAACGCGGCUCAGCUGGCAGCUAUGGCCGGCCACAGUGUGGCGCUCUCCCAGAAGAAAGGCUCCUUCCUCGGCGGAGGAACAGACGCCGGAUACACGUUCUGGUAAACCAGCUUCAGCGCUAGCAACUCAAGCAACUGCACCGAGAAGAAGGGAGGAGGGGGAGAGGAGAGAAAGAGAGAGAACGCGUGCAAGCGACCACGUUCGUUGUCGUUAACCAGAGCUAUAGCGAGACGAUAAGAGCGGCGCAUUGUUGAGAAAUCCGUGCAUUAUCUAAGCUAAUAUACAGACACGACAAAUUUAUUCGUUAAUUCAACUUCGCAGUCUAUUGCAGUCAUAUUUAUCGUCUCUAUUUUUAUUGCGUUCUGCAUUCGUCUGUCUGCCUGCCUGCCUGCGCCUGCCUGCCUGUCUGUUUGUCUGUUUGCCUGUCUGCAUGUCUGCCUGUCUGCCUGUCUGCCUGUCUAACUGUUUACCUCUCUGCCUGUCUGCCUGUCAUCCUGUCUGUCUGGGUGACUGGCUGACUGGCAGGCUGACUGGCUGACUGGUUGACUGGUUGACUGGUUGACUGGUUGACUGGUUGACUGGUUGACUCUGACUGGUUGACUGGUUGACUGGCUGUCUGUCUGGCUGUCUGGUUGUCUGGCUGUCUGGCUGUCUGGCUGUCUGGCUGUCUGUCUGUCUGUUUGUCCGCAUGGAUGAAGCAUUAUGUACUCGUGUCAGCGAGGGUGCCGCUCUCCCUGUGCAAACUACCCGUCGUCGACCCACGCAAACAAGUUGCUAGUCUUCGUUGUCGACCAUUGUAGAUAUAUCAAAUACUCCUCAUCAAUUUCCUCCAUCCCCUUUCCCUCUAUCUAACCGACUGCCUAUAUUCACUACCCUCUUCAGUUAAAAUUGACCAUCAAACAGAAAAGACUACUGCUUGAUUUCGUGCGACCGCGUUAGUUUGAGUGUCUGGGUAUUCUCAUUCCUGCGAAAAAUCUCGAGUCAUUUUUUUAGAAAAGACUAGUAUAACAGACUGCUCAGUAUUAAACAAAAUGAUGAAAUGAGAAAACGAUAAAAAAAAAUACAACAUUAAAAAAAAUCGUCAAAAAAUCAGAUUAGAUAAAUUUAAGUAAUGUCGUCGCUUCUUGACGAUUGUGGCUGAUAAGAACGUCACUUGUGAGUGAUAAAGGAUAUAAGUAAGAUUAACAGCAAAGAAAAAAAUCUGUACACUCACGGGUAAAUGAACUGAAAUUGCGUGGUAAUCUUGUUAUUUAGCGAUAAAAAAAAAAAUGAGCGUAUAAGUGCGAGCACCGUUUGAUAUAAAGCUGUCUAUCAAUCGCCUACUGGGAUCGAUACUCGAGAAUGUGUUCUAAACGUUUUUUAAACGUUCGUUGUCAAAGUCAAAUUGGGGGCUGACUUGUUGGUUAACGAAUAUAUUUUCGUCGACAAUUGAUUGAUUUUAGUUUGACUGAAUUUUAUUUGACCGUUAACUAAUUUAACAGCUUGACUUUAAAAAAUUUGUUUGGGUCAACAUUUGGCUUUCGUUAUUUUCUUGUUAUUGCAAAAGUUUACGUUAUAGUUUGAGAUAUUCUUUGGUGUUACUGAAAAUAAUUAUACGAAAUUAUGCAAGCAGCUCUCAAAAGAUUAUGACAAAAUUAUGCAUGAUGAGAGAAAUAGAAUGAACGUGUGAUGACUACGAACUUUUUGAAAAAAAAAAUCAAGGCGAAACAAUAUAUUUUCUUUAGAAUUUUCUAUGGCUGGUCUGCGUGUUUUUCCUUUCGCGAAAGAACAUCUUUGUAAGAGUCUUCUGGCAGUUUUCACACGUUUGUAUAUAUCAAUGACGCUUAUCAUCAGAUUGAAAAGUACGUACUCUUUUUUUAUAAGUAGUCUUUCAACUUUAAGGAUCCUUUUUUACGCAGGUUAGCUAGGCUGGCUAAAGAGUUAUUAUUUAAUUGAAAAUCAACGGAAUUGUUCACUGUUAAAAAUUUUGCCUCGCUGCAAAAACGGUUUCCGCCAUGUUAUUUACAUGAUGCGCGCACUAGUGACAUUUAUUUAUUCUUUUUUUUUUUUUUACUCCUUUAUUAAUCGUUACUUGAAAUUUACUGAAAGAAUCUCUACGGGGGUCGGAGGGAGAAAGGGGACCGUUUGAGUGCAAUGUAAAAGAAUGCAAGAGCGGAGGCACUGCUAAAGUACAAAUUCAUGCAUCUCGACAGGCAAUUGAAGCAGUGAACAAUUCUGCGUGAAGCCAUAACAAGCAAACUGGAAAUAGCACGGAGCGAUACAGCACUUGAUAACUUGAUUCUGUAUUAAUUUAGUUCGGAAGAAUUAUAUAUACUUUUAUGUAGUUAACUUUUUUCAGAAUUGAACACCUGUCUUUUUAUCUCACUUUUUUGAGCAGCUACUCGCCCACAGCUGUUUCGCUCCGUGAUCGUAAAAAUAGUAAUACGAAUCAGUUAAUAGAACUCAAAAUAGUUCUAUUUCUUGGCUCACGUGAAAUAUGAUAUUUAAAUGAGCAAUGUAAUUAAAGGAGAUAAUUUACAAUCAAUGAUAGCCCAGAGUUAGGACCAAAAGAUACGAUUCUACUUAGGAUUUUCGAUUGUAUCAAUGCCAAGCUUGGACAAACGUGUGAUUUACAAUAUUUUAAUAAGCGCAGCUUGUAAUAUAAUUACGACAUGAUUUUUGAGCACAAAUGGUUUUCCUAAGAACCUUGAGUGGCUAAUUGACUAAGGUUGGCAUGUUGAUUACAACGAAUUAAAUUUUCUCCGAAAUUUCGUUUCUUUUCUUCUCAGUCUACUUUACAUUACUCAAAUGUGAUCGUCAUUGCGUCAGACGAAAACGAUUUCAUUACAAGAAUCCUGCUGAAACUAUUUUACAACAAUAUAUUUUCUGGACUACUUGAAUUUUCAUACAAAACUUGUUUUUAAAGACAAGCAUCGUAAAUAUUAUAUUUUACUAAUAGAAUUCUUGAAAGUUUGAUGAACGUUAUCAUUUUGGUUUUAUUCAUUAACUCUCAGAUAGGAUAAAGUAUAAAAAAAUAGUCACAUUUAAGUAAUUAGUAUAACAUACAAAUAAUGACUUGAAAGUCUUUCCUUUAAGUAAAAAAAAAGAUUAAACCAAAAUUAGUGAAUUAUUUCAUGUCUAUUUUUCAUGAUAAAUGCUUCACUUAGAAAAAAAACGUUAAAAAUUCAGCUGUAAAAUUCCAUACUAAACCGUUGAAAAUUAACGUAAAAUCAGACCAAGAAAACAGUUAGUUAAAAAAAAAAUUGAGUGAAAAAUUUUAAUGCAUUUCUUUGAUAUUUUUAAAUGUGAAAUAUCAAGCAAUAUUUAAUUUACCGAUUUAUUUACAGAUUCAUAUUUUUUUAGAUGAAAGUUUUUGCGAUGCAUUUUGACAAAUAGGUCGUAUCAGGCGGCAAUGGAAAGAUUUUAUAUCAUGAAAAAGCGUGCAAUAAACAACAUGAAUAUUGUAACAGUAAAACAAAUUGUAUUAACUGCAGUAAAUUUGUUAUGUUAAAAGGCACUGGUGUGAAUAACCAGUGUAAACAGUUAAUAAACAUUAUGACCAUG